Xiphias gladius (swordfish) is the source of this 3488-nucleotide messenger RNA. RefSeq names its product DnaJ (Hsp40) homolog, subfamily C, member 28 (gene dnajc28). Bases 238 to 1392 code for a protein of 384 amino acids. NCBI's taxonomy places the organism in Eukaryota, Metazoa, Chordata, Actinopteri, Istiophoriformes, Xiphiidae. The transcript has 2 exons. The record is from RefSeq and is a predicted model, not a curated record.
UUUAACUCAGUUUUUCAGUAUGCACUAGUGUUAAAUGUCGUGUUCUGGAAAAUUAGAUCCUUUUUGCUAACCUCUUGCAUUACCUAGCUAGCUUAUCAGGGAAUCAGCCUGCUAAUUUAACUUCAGUCUUUGUCAUAUAACUGUAAUUCAUGUGGAUUUGUGGGUCCUGACGACCAACAUGCAAUCUGGUUUGGACUUUAAAGGGAACAUACACAUCAAAACAGGAGUGUUCUAGAAAUGAGUUGCACUUUCCACCUCCUGGUUUCCCGCAGUGACCUCUACCAUGGCCGCUUUCUGCUCAUCUGGUCUCGACAAUCCUUGUUGUUCAGAGCACUCAGCUCUUGCCCCCAGAUCAGCCGCAGUCUGCAAGAGAGCUACAGACUUCUGCAACUGCCUGAUGAGGGACACAGCAGUCCUGCGCAGGUCAAAGAGGCCUACCUGCGCCUGGCAAAGCUCUACCACCCGGACUCUGGGGCUCCGACUGCAGAUGCAGCACUGUUUGCCCGUGUUGAGGAGGCCUACCGUGCUGUGCUGGCACAUCAGAGCAAGACCAAACAACCUGACUGGGAGAAGGAAGUGGAAGAUGAGGAUAAGAGCAGAGGUGCAGCACUUCAACACAGACACUACCUCAGCUAUGAGGGUAUAGGCUCAGGCACACCCAGCCAGCGUGAGCGUCAGUACCGGCAGAUUCGUGUCGACCGGGCAUCUGAGCAGGUUUUGAACUACCGGCAGAGGGAGCACGAGAGGGCAGCUGCUGGAGACGGAGCGCUGGUGGAAAGGGACAUGCGUCAGCGCAGCCAGAAGAUCAAGAUCACCCAAGCUGUAGAACGGCUUGUGGAGGACCUGAUCCAGGAGUCCAUGGCCCGUGGAGACUUCAGGAACCUGAGUGGAGCUGGAAAGCCCCUCAACAAGUUUGAGCAUAAUCCGUAUGCUGAUCCUAUGACCCACAACCUCAACCGCAUCCUCAUAGACAAUGGUUACCAGCCGCCCUGGGUCGUCACACAACGCGACAUCCGAGAGACCACUGCUCAGAUCCGAAAGAGGUUAUUGGAGGGGAGGGCCAUGCUUGGUGACCCCAUGACCCCCAAAGAACGCAGCCAAUGGGAUCAGCUGUGUCUAUCUGUAGAGGAGGAGUUGGUGAAACUUAACAAGAUGGUGGACAAUUACAACCUCAUUGUACCGAUGCUCAACAUGCAGAUGGUUCACUUCAGUUUGUCCAGAGAGACUGACCGUGCUGUGAAAGGAGUCCACCAACACAGACUGGAGCAGCAGAGACAGAGAGAGAAGGAGCGAGAGAGGAGGAAGGAAGAGAAAAAAAGAGCCAAUGAAGUAACUAAGCCUAAAAAAAACAAACAAGGCCUGAUGUCAUGGAUGCAAAAUUUGCUUAGAUGAAUUGAACCUCUGAAUCUAAGUGAACAUAAAAAAAUAUUUGACAUCAGUGGUUUAUUUAUUUUUUUCACUUAAACCCAUCAUUAUAGUCCAACGGGCAAUAUUUCAGAAGCACCUGUUCACCGUUUUUGCGCACACUCUGAAUCACAGUCGGGUACAAUGGUUCCAUUUAACCAAUUUUACUCUGUGUUACUACUGUUAUUCUCCAGAUAUGCAGGAUUGUAAUCAGGUGUUAGUGGAAGAGGUUGAAGUACCUUGUGACUGUAAAGUGUGAGGAACUGCAUGUGUUGGUAACUAAGGUUACAACAUGAGGCAAUUUUAUGAUAAAAGUUGUUUCUGUGAAAUUACUAAUCUGAAAAUGCAAACCUAACACUAACUUUUGGUUGCUAUGUGACAUUAUAAGUUAAGGUAAUUAAAAAUCGUGUGUAAUAACAUUUCUGUGUUGCGAUGUCACAUUUUUGAAUCUGGGAAGUGUCUCAUUCUAAGCUGGCAGCCGAUCCAGUGUUGCCCGGUUGCAGAUGAUGACUGGCUCCCUGCUGCUGGCUCCGUUACCCCCAGCCUCCCCGUGCAGAGCCUGAGCGACGGCCCUGGAUGGAGUCAUGACCUUGUUCCAGUCUUGAGCGAUAUACUGAUGGUAUGGGUCAUGAGAGCUUUCCAGCUUCUUGGAGCGUAUGUAGCUGAGCAUGAUGCCGAACGUGAAGAAGCUGAACAUGCCAACCACCAGAAGGAUAUACAUGAUUCCCUGCGACUGAGCAUGGACCCUAGCUCCAGUCACGAAGUGCACAGCCUGCUGCGUGGUGUAGUUCUGAGGUAUCGGUGGGGACAGUAUACUUGUACUGUUGAGGCAGUGCUGCAGUAAGGACACCAGGAGCGACUGCAGCCCAGUGGUGUUGAUGUGCGACAUGGCUAACCUCUGUUGGACGCUCAGCAAACUGCAACUGAGGAGGAAGAGGAGGCUGUGAAAAAAAAGAUCUCACAGGAAGGAUCACCACCUUUAUUAUCUCUGCAGAAAAUGUACUUUAUUUCAGUAUUGCAUUAUUUAGUCUGAUUAAUAUGUAAAUGAUUCAUCCCAACCCACUUACAACACAGCAAGAGGCAACAGACAAAAAGAAAAGCAUGAUUUCUGAGUUGUAGAUGACUAAUAUCGGAAGUUGCUUGAAGAUUUGAUAUGUUCUCCCUUAAAAUCCACUUUGGAUACAUUAGGUUUAUAUUAAGACAUUAGAAAAAAAGAUGAAGGAGCGAAGUGGGAGACACGAUAUACAAGAAUGAGGCUGUAUCUCAGACUGAGAAAAUGACCCACAUCUCACAGUGAUUUUAAAUAAAACUCAUCCAGGAGAAGGAACCAAGAACAAGUAAUACAUUUCAGGAUACUCUUUUGUUGUCAUAUUUUCAAAGUAAACAUGGGGAAUGUAUUCUCUGACUCCAAACCCACAAACUUGAUAUUGAAUGCUGGAUACACAUUUUUUUUUAUUUAAUCAUGGCUGAUCUCUCAGAGUUAGUUUUGGGUUUUAUGAGAGUGAAAGUGAAGUGUAACAAUAUACAGGAUUAUUCGGGCCUUGUUCAGUAGAAAGAAAAGCCUACCUUUCAAGGAUCCGGAAUCAGUUCCUGACGUUAUUGGCAUCAGCAAACAUCAGUCAUUUCAAGUCACCUGUAUCCAGCAGGACUAGAAGAAUCUGGUAGCCCAGGCAUCCCAAAGCCACUUUGAGUAAAAAUGUACAACCCCUCUUCUCUUAGUCACAUAUUCUGCCCUCCUUCCAUGCUUUUACGACAAAGAGAUAUGCAGCAUGUUCAACAUGUCAACACGUUUAAUGAAACGAGGAGGUCACAGGGCAAGGUCAAAAGCUCAGUGUAGUGAGGCAGCGGUGUAGCAUGACUUAAACCACUGUGCUAUAAUCAGCUACAAUGAACAGUUUAGAGCUAGGAUACUGUCUUUAGAUCAGACCUUAUUGGAACAGUGUUAAUCUGGUCAAAUUUCAUGAAAAUCAUAAGAACAAUGUGUUAAAAUUCGCUUUAACGUGUUUAUGUUACAACUGCAUGUGGCAAAGACUACCCAUUUUGUGCCAAGUAAUCAGGGUCUUCUUCUUCUGUCAUUUCUUCUU